AUGGACCCGCCACUGACCCCGACGCCCGGCCUCGGUGAGUUGCGACCGCCAGGCUCUUCCACCUCAUCAACAGCAAGCCCGCGAAAUCGUCCCCAGCGCUCCGAUUACCCACUCCACACCGACACAAAAGCCGGGAACGGUCCAAUGGGCGGCCGUUCUCAAGACCGGGGACCUGCUACGUCGUCCGAGACUCGCUCCAAGGCGGCCCCCGCGCCUGAUAAUGGUCCAGCCAAAUCCUCUGAGUCGCCGGGGCGCAAGAAGAAGUCGGGACGCAAAAAGAAAUCGGGGCGCAAAAAGAAUCGCAAUCGACAAGAGUCCUUCCUCACACCCGCCAAAGAAGAGCCCCAUGACCGACCUGGCUCUGGUUCGGGGACCGGCGCCGCUAUAGAAUCCAUGGAGGGUGAACGGCAAACUUCAAAGGACAACAAUCCGUCGUUUUUCAAAUUGGGCAGGAACCUGAGUAAUACCAGCGUCGAGAGUGAUACGUUGCUCGACCAUCGGCACCAGCGCAUGAUGCGGCCUCGUCGUGACAGUCGACUGGCAUCUUCCGUUCGCCCCAGCUCCCUAUUAUCCAGUGCCUUCCGAGGAAACGACGGAAGAUCACGCAACUCACAAGCCGGAGGCGGAAAGCGCGGCCAGCAGUACCAGGAUGAAGACAGUGAUGGGUCCGAGGCGAACGACCGAACGCCUCUGGUGCGGCCCUCGUUGAAUCGUCCGAAUUCUGGUGCAGCGUCGGGAUUGACUCGCUAUGGAACGGAAUCGCGACCGAGUCCAUUUCCUUCUCGUCAACGGCGGCCGUCGGUUCAUACGUCGUCAUCACAAUGCUCGCCAGGUGGUCACAGCCCGGCGUAUUCGCCAGAGAUCGACCGCGAUUAUGAUGUCAAUAACCCGCCUUCGAUUCCAGGCUCCCCAAAACUCGGCCCGGAUAUGAAUUACGACGAUGCGUUAAUGACGGGCGCAGAAUUUGACUUUACGUUCGAAAACCGCAGGUCUUCGUUAGGGCCUCUGGGCGAGAGUCUGAUCAAUAUCGAGGGCGGUCCUCCUCCACACAGCUCCGCGCCAUCAUCUCCUCAUUCAGGGCGGUUUUCUCCCCAGGACCCACGCCGGCGCCGGACAGUCACAUUACCAGUGGAGGAAGAUGUGUGCUUUCCUAACCAGGAAGAGAUCUCGGAAUUGGGAGACGAAGGCGUGUGCGCCGCCCGUGGUGAGCCCGGGGAGCGCCGCCGACGCAGGCACCGACGCUGGCCUGAUCUCUCAGUACUGGAGGAGUGGAGUCGCGAAGAGAAGGAGGAUCGCAGUGGAGACCUCCGCUCCAAAAAGAUCAGCGAACCCAUGCUUAUUGAGGGUCGACUCCGUCCUCAGUAUAAAUUAUGGCGCCGCGAGGAGGACGAGGCGCCGUAUCGAUUUACCUACUUCAACGAGGAGUUUCAGAGCACCAUCCAUGCGCAAACAAUAUCGGAGUUGGUACAGCCUGGAAGUAGCUUCCGAGAGCUUUUUAUUCCUGAUCCACCCGAAUUGGAAGAUUCCUCAGAUGAAUCCGACUUUGAGGGCUACCAUUCAGGUCACGAAUUCGGACAUUCGACGAACACUGGCCUGCGAGGACAGAAUUCCCAUAAUGACCUCAAAGAACCACCGUCGAACUCUCAAAGCGGCGCAGCUACCCCCAUCGCAUAUACCACCACCAAAAGUGGACAGGACAUGGUACAGACUACUACCGAUACAAAUGGGUCGCGAGGACAGUCUCGCUUGCCAGUUAUCGGCGAAGGUCACCCGGAGUCGCAACGCGAAACCUCACCGGUGCAGUCACACCUUGGCCCCAAACCCAAGAAAUAUGGACCUCGGCCAACAUUUUGGCUAGAUGUGCUUUCCCCCACCGAUGCAGAGAUGCGGGUGAUUGCGAAGACCUUUGGCAUCCAUGCCUUGACCGCCGAGGACAUCAUGAUGCAGGAAGCGCGCGAGAAGGUGGAGUUGUUCCGCAGCUACUACUUUGUCAACUACCGCACGUUCGAGCAAGACACGAAUAGCGAAGACUACCUCGAGCCGGUCAACAUGUAUGUGGUGGUAUUCCGAGAGGGUGUAAUAUCCUUCCAUUUCUCGCAAACCCCGCACCCGGCCAACGUGCGCCGACGCAUCCGCCAACUCAUGGACUAUCUGAUUCUGAGCUCCGACUGGAUUUCCUAUGCCCUAAUUGAUGACAUUACGGAUGUUUUCGGCCCCCUCAUCCAGGCGAUCGAGGACGAGGUCGACGAGAUCGAUGAAAUGAUCAUGCAGAUGCACUCCUCAAGCAAGGAGGGCUCGCCUAAUGACAGUCUGCAGCCCUCGUUCGCUCCCGGUGAAAUGCUUCGGCGAACAGGAGAAUGCCGCAAGAAGGUCAUGGGACUCUACCGCCUGCUCAGCAACAAGGCAGACGUGGUGAAGGGGUUCGCCAAGCGCUGCAAUGAGCAAUGGGAAGUGGCACCCAAGUCGGAAAUUGGUCUAUACCUGGGCGAUAUCCAAGACCAUAUUAUGACCAUGACGGGUAACUUGACACACUACGAAACGAUUCUGUCUCGUGCGCAUUCCAACUACCUCGCGCAGAUCAACAUUCUGAUGAACGAGCGCCAAGAACAGACUGCUGAUGUCUUGGGCAAGCUCACGGUUCUAGGUACCAUCGUUCUCCCCAUGAAUAUCAUUUGUGGUAUGUGGGGUAUGAAUGUUAAGGUCCCGGGGCAAGAUAUCGAUAAUCUCUAUUGGUUCUGGUCGAUCACGGGCGGGUUGAUUUUCUUUGGUCUUGCCUCGUUCCUGAUCGCCAAGCGAGUCUACAAUAUUGUUUAG
Molecule: messenger RNA, 2814 nt
Organism: Penicillium argentinense
Lineage: Eukaryota; Fungi; Ascomycota; Eurotiomycetes; Eurotiales; Aspergillaceae
Product: magnesium transporter CorA family protein
Exons: 4
Coding region: 1-2814 (937 amino acids)
Biological process (GO): intracellular magnesium ion homeostasis; magnesium ion transmembrane transport
Cellular component (GO): plasma membrane
Molecular function (GO): magnesium ion transmembrane transporter activity
Source: RefSeq, a predicted model, not a curated record